AUGUUUAAACGUAAGUCAAGUUUACCAGCACCACCUACAACAUUAUCGUUCACAGACAUUCUCUCAGAUUUAACAAGAUUACAAACAUAUCAUCAAACACAUAUUGGAGAGAAAAUAGACGUAUUAGAAAUAGUUAAAACUGAGGAUUCAGCAGAUGAAGGACCGGCACCAAACCCAAUUCCAAAAAUUUUAUCACCAACCUUUCUUGGUAAUUUAAAUAAGGUUGAUGAUGCUUCAUCAGAAGUUGUUUCAAAUACUUACGAAAUUAUUACUAAUUUUAUAAGAGUCAAUGAACAGUUAAUUAAAUCUCAAAAAGAUUUAGAUGGACUGGGAAGCGACAUUGAAGUGUUAAGGAAAGAAUUAAGAGGUACUAUUGAUACUUUAAAUAACAGUAAUAUCCCUAUUGGAGAGGGUGAUGAUAGUAAGUCGUGA
Messenger RNA from Rhizophagus irregularis DAOM 181602=DAOM 197198, 432 nucleotides. RefSeq lists its product as uncharacterized. NCBI's taxonomy places the organism in Eukaryota, Fungi, Glomeromycota, Glomeromycetes, Glomerales, Glomeraceae. The record is from RefSeq and is a predicted model, not a curated record.